Linum tenue is the source of this 3634-nucleotide messenger RNA. The record is from the annotation of a GenBank genome assembly. Lineage: Eukaryota; Viridiplantae; Streptophyta; Magnoliopsida; Malpighiales; Linaceae.
AAUUACAAAAAAUAAACAAAAUGGUAGCAAGAAAAUCAGAGGUCAAUCGUUUCCUAGCCAAACUAAACGGCUCUCAUCCACUCUUCCCCUUGAUCACUCUAUCCCCAAUCUAACCGUCGCCUAAUCGCCUUUUCUCGUCCCCUCCCCACUUCCCCACUCUUUUGUUCUCUUCUUCCUCCGUCACCGGCGAUCGCCAGAAAACCGUCCACCCAAAAUUACCCAAACUCUCAAAGAGCCAAAUCACAACGCACAUCAUCCAACCCAUAUCAUUUAAUCCACCAAAAGCUAAAAACAGAGACGACCCAAAAGCCACACACUCACCCACCCACCCACCACUCUCCCUUCUUCCUCCACAAGCAGAGCCAUGGCGGCUUCGGCUUCUUCCACAUUCUCCCAAUCCCUUCUAUCCCGCGCGAUACCCAAUCACUCCGCCGCCGCCCACAAUUCGGCUCUCCCGCCUCACUCCCUCUCCUUCCUCUCCGCCGUCAAGCCUUCCCUCCCUUCCGCCAGAGCCGCCACCUCCUCCUCCCGCCGCCGCUCGACCCGAUCGAGCUCCUCCUGCGCCGUUGUCCGCGCGGCGGCCGUGGAGACUCUGCAGAAGACCGACACCGAGUUGGUGGAUAAAUCGGUGAACACGAUAAGGUUUCUGGCGAUUGAUGCCGUGGAGAAGGCGAAUUCGGGCCACCCGGGUUUGCCCAUGGGUUGCGCCCCGAUGGGUCAUAUAUUGUACGACGAGGUCAUGAGGUAUAACCCCAAGAACCCUUACUGGUUCAACAGGGAUAGGUUUGUUCUGUCUGCUGGACAUGGCUGCAUGUUGCAGUACGCCCUGCUUCACCUUGCUGGCUACGACGCCGUGAGGGAGGAAGAUUUGAAGCAAUUUCGUCAAUGGGGAAGCAAGACCCCUGGACAUCCAGAGAACUUCGAGACACCUGGAGUUGAAGUUACUACUGGUAUGGAUUGGAAACCCUUUUCUUUGUUGAAUCAUGGGUUGCUUUUGGUUUCCCCUUUUGCUGUAGGUCCUUUGGGUCAGGGAAUUGCCAAUGCUGUUGGUUUGGCACUUGCUGAGAAGCACUUGGCUGCAAGAUACAACAAACCUGAUGCUGAGAUCGUUGAUCAUUACACGUAUGUGAUCCUUGGAGAUGGAUGUCAAAUGGAAGGAAUCGCGAAUGAGGCAUGUUCCCUUGCCGGGCAUUGGGGACUCGGAAAGCUCAUUGCUUUCUAUGACGACAAUCACAUCUCGAUCGAUGGAGACACAGAGAUUGCGUUCACUGAGAAUGUAGAUGCUCGUUUCGAGGCACUCGGGUGGCAUGUGAUCUGGGUGAAGAACGGCAACAAUGGGUAUGAUGAGAUCAGAGCUGCCAUUGAGGAGGCCAAGGCUGUAAAAGACAAGCCUACCAUGAUCAAGGUAACUACUACCAUCGGUUUCGGGUCACCAAACAAGGCAAACUCAUACAGUGUCCAUGGAGCUGCAUUAGGUACUAAAGAAGUCGAAGCCACGAGGCAGAACCUCGGCUGGCCCUACGAGCCAUUCCACGUCCCAGAGGAUGUUAAGAAGCAUUGGAGUCGCCACACUCCUGAAGGAGCAGCAUUGGAAGCCGAAUGGAAUGCCAAAUUCGCCGAGUACUCGAAGAAGUACCCAGAGGAAGCAGCAGAAUUGAAAUCCAUCACGACCGGUGAGUUCCCCUCCGGUUGGGAAUCAGCACUGCCAACUUACACCCCGGAGAGCGCUGCAGACGCAACACGAAACCUCUCGCAACAAAACCUGAACGCACUCGCCACCGUUCUCCCCGGUUUCCUUGGAGGAAGCGCUGAUCUCGCUUCCUCCAACAUGACGCUGAUGAAAGCCUACGGCGACUUCCAGAAGUCCACUCCCGAGGAACGAAACCUCCGGUUCGGAGUACGUGAACACGGCAUGGGCGCCAUCUGCAACGGGAUCGCGCUCCACAGCCCAGGAUUCGUCCCUUACUGUGCCACAUUCUUCGUCUUCACCGACUACAUGAGAGGAGCGAUGAGAAUCUCAGCAUUGUCGGAAGCAGGAGUGAUCUACGUGAUGACCCACGACUCAAUUGGGCUGGGAGAAGAUGGGCCGACCCAUCAGCCCAUCGAGCACCUGGCCAGCUUCAGGGCAAUGCCGAACAUCUUCAUGUUCCGUCCGGCCGACGGGAACGAGACCGCCGGAGCGUACAAGAUCGCAGUGGAGAAUCGAAAGACGCCUUCCAUCCUCGCCCUCUCGAGACAGAAGCUUCCCCAGCUUCCGGGAACAUCGAUCGAGGGAGUCGCCAAGGGCGGUUACGUGAUCUCCGACAAUUCGACGGGGAACAAACCGGAUGUCAUUCUGGCCGGAACAGGUUCGGAGCUGGAGAUUGCUGCCAAGGCCGGUGAUGAGCUGAGGAAGGAAGGGAAGGCGGUUCGCGUCGUGUCGUUGGUUUCAUGGGAACUGUACGAGAAGCAGAGUGAUGAGUACAAGGAGAGUGUUUUCCCCGCGGGUGUAACGGCUAGGGUCAGCAUUGAGGCUGCAACAACUUUUGGGUGGCAGAAGUUCGUCGGUGACAAGGGGAAAGCCAUUGGUAUCGAUAAGUUCGGUGCGAGUGCUCCGGCGGGGAAGAUCUACAAGGAGUAUGGAUUGACAGUAGAGGCAGUGAUUGAAGCUGCAAAGUCGUUUUUCUGAGCGCCCUCAUGAACCAAUGUACACUUUGGAUGUUGGAGGAAAUGUUCUCCCCUGGUUUCUUGGCACGAAACGUUUUGGGACGAUUCGAAAUGCAAUCAUCAGAAAAGACGGGACUUCUGCCAGGUCAGGGGGAGCCAUUCUUUCGUGGAGAAAUAAAGAAGUGGAGAAUUUGUUUAGUGAUAGAAAGAGCUCUCUCUCUGCUUCUUCAGUUUGGACUUGAAUUGGUGGAGUGGGUUUUCUUUCUUAUCUUGUGAGUUUGUUGUUGAACAUGAUGAGACUGUAAAUCUCUCUGAUUUUGUAGAGCUUUUGAGACUACUGAUCAAUGGUGGGUUUUGUACCACUGUUCGUGAAAUCGUACUGGCAGAUCGAAUCACCGCGAUUGAUCGCUCAAGAUCUAACCCAUGUUCUGUCUGCAUUUUAAGCCGAAAUUCGAUAAAAAUCGGACCACAGUGGCGUACUGUAAGUUGUUAUGCUCUUGAAUUGGUGAGAUACUUUCCCCAAUGGGGAGAGAUGAGAUUGAGAUAUGCUUUCUUUGUAUGUAUGGAGACUGGAAGAAGCAAAGCAUAUUCCUGCAUUGAAGCCAUUGAUAGAGAGGAGAGGACCCAAUCAGGAAGAGGCUUUGAGGGGCCAUUCCGAUAAGGUAAGUUAAGGAGAUCCGUACCGCGCCUUUGUCUUUAACGUUACCGCCGAUGCCAUUCUUGAUUCUUCUCCUCUAAAAAGCAGGUCGCAGUUGCAGACAGCACACACCCUUUGGCCUUCACCUUCAAACUUGAGGAGGCUCUUCUUCUUAUCUUCAACUUUCAUGGAGCCAACUUGCAAAAUUUUGCGACUCCUUUUCCUUUUUUUCUCACUUACUAAACCCUGUUAGCAAAAUCAGUUACAUGAAUUUUCGGAAGACCUUAUCUCAUGUUUCUUUGUUCACACUGGUUGGCGAUCCAAGUAUGUGAAAUGUUUACAAUCCUUGUU